Ceratitis capitata (Mediterranean fruit fly) is the source of this 1263-nucleotide messenger RNA. It is a transcript of the gene Mdh2, whose product is annotated as malate dehydrogenase, mitochondrial. Gene Ontology annotation, biological process: tricarboxylic acid cycle; carboxylic acid metabolic process. Lineage: Eukaryota; Metazoa; Arthropoda; Insecta; Diptera; Tephritidae. The transcript is spliced from 4 exons. Bases 156 to 1166 code for a protein of 336 amino acids. Gene Ontology annotation, molecular function: L-malate dehydrogenase (NAD+) activity. Gene Ontology annotation, cellular component: cytoplasm; mitochondrion. The record is from RefSeq and is a predicted model, not a curated record.
GGGAAAAGUCGACUGCGCUGCGAUCGUAGUAGCGAAUCUGCCAUAGAAAGCAGACACAAUUUUUGCCGACACGAGUGUUUGUGCAUAAUCAGCAGCCAUUGAAACAGGAAGAGAUUUGUCAGGAGGACCGAUAAGUUUUAUAAAAAAAUAUCAAAAUGUUGAAGCAAGUAACCAAACAACUGGCCACCCAAUCUGUGCGAGGUUUUUCUACCACAAAGCAGAACAACUUCAAGGUCACCGUAUGCGGCGCCUCAGGCGGUAUUGGACAGCCACUUUCGCUGUUGUUGAAGAACAAUCCAUUGGUUUCGAAUUUGGCGUUGUAUGAUAUUGUACACACUCCUGGUGUGGCUGCCGAUUUAUCGCACAUUGACACCCAAAGCACCACUGAAGGUCAUAUGGGUCCAGAGCAGUUGGGCAAGGCUCUUAAAAAUGCUGAUGUUGUUGUUAUACCUGCUGGUGUACCACGUAAACCCGGCAUGACCCGUGAUGAUCUGUUCAAUGUGAAUGCAGGAAUUAUUCGUGAUAUUGCUAAUGAAAUUUCGAAGAGUUGCCCAAAGGCACUGGUUGCCAUUAUCACCAACCCCGUUAAUACCUGUGUUCCAAUCGCCGCAGAAAUUCUGAAAAAGGCUGGAGUCUACGAUCCUAAGCGAUUGUUUGGUGUCUCUACAUUGGAUGUAGUUCGCGCACGUGCUUUCAUUGGUGCUGCAUUGGGUGUUAAUCCCCAGCAGGUUGAUAUUCCAGUUAUUGGUGGACAUUCCGGCGUUACUAUUUUGCCCAUCAUCUCCCAAUGCCAACCUGCAUUCAAGGGCGAUCAAGCCACCAUUGAAAAAUUGACAGUACGCAUUCAGGAAGCUGGUACCGAAGUAGUAAAAGCCAAGGCUGGUGCUGGAUCAGCAACUCUUUCCAUGGCAUAUGCUGGUGCUCGCUUCGCUGGUUCAUUACUGAAGGGCUUAAACGGUGAGAAUGGAGUUGUAGAAUGCUCUUACGUACAAUCUGACAUCACCGAAGCGUCAUUCUUCUCUACUCCUUUGAUUUUGGGCAAAAAUGGUCUGCAAGAGAAUUUGGGUCUGCCCAAAUUGAAUGAUUUCGAGAAAAAACUGUUAGCCGCUGCACUGCCUGAGCUGAAGAAAAAUAUCCAAAAGGGUAUUGAGUUCGCUAAUGCUUAAGCGGAAUCACUGUCAAGAUCGUAGCUUUUAAAUAUGUAUAUGGAUACCCUCCACAAUAAAUAUCUAAAGGCAUACACCUAUUUGGGGUUUCAAUGUA